Messenger RNA from Verticillium dahliae VdLs.17, 330 nucleotides. RefSeq lists its product as uncharacterized. The record is from RefSeq and is a predicted model, not a curated record. NCBI's taxonomy places the organism in Eukaryota, Fungi, Ascomycota, Sordariomycetes, Glomerellales, Plectosphaerellaceae. The transcript has a single exon. The coding region runs from base 1 to 330 and encodes 109 amino acids.
AUGGGCAACUACAGAUCCGCACUCCUCCUUUCUAUCCUCGCCGCGUCCACCGUUCAAGCUAGCUUUUGGACACCACCCAAGGGCCACAGCCCCCCUGAUUGCGAGACGACUACCACUUUUGCAACUCUUACCGUCACAAGCUCAGAGAUUGCUGGUCCUACUGCUGGGCCCACUGGCGGGCCCAUACCCCCUAUCCCAGAGCACUCCAGUGCGAUCGAGGAGCCUGUCUACCCGCAGCCCUCAGUCGUUGAUCCCACCAGCCCUUGUCCUUCGGAUCAGCCAGGCAAGCCCGGAAAGCCCGAGAAGCCGCACAAGCCGGGGAAACCCUAG